AUGCCAGGUAGACCUAAAGUUAAUAGAAGAAAGGAUUCAAGUGAAAGGGGUGCUAGACAUACUGUGUCAAAGGUUGGGAAAAAGAUUAUGUGUAGUGUAUGCAAACAAGCAGGACAUAACAAGGUUACAUGUUCUAAAUCUGAAAAGCCAACAAAACUAAAGCCAACAAAACUAAAGCCAACAGAUGAGGAAGGAGGGAGGGGUAAUAAGGGCAUUAAUGGAAAAGUUAGGGAAGGAAGUAGUGGUAGGAAGAGAAAGGAUGGUAAAGAUGAUAUAGGAGGGAGGGGUAAAAAGUUGCAUAAUCAACGAUUCCGGUAUUGCUUGGUACACCAAUCCGAUUGCCAGUGCCCAGACGGUAUAGUUGGUGGAAAAAUUUCCAGGCACAUUGAAGAAGUUUCUUCUCCGGUUAUUAUACAAGUGGCCAGAAAAGAUGCUGAAGAAUUUGUGCCCGAUUUUGAGCUUGUUCUGGUGAUUACAGCCACUUGGCAUAGCCCACAGUUUUUGCAAUGGAAGUUGGGCUGGUUAUGGAACAUUGAGUUCAAGGUGAACUACCAACUGUGGAAGUCAGAGGAAUAA
This is a messenger RNA of Lactuca virosa, 576 nucleotides long. Lineage: Eukaryota; Viridiplantae; Streptophyta; Magnoliopsida; Asterales; Asteraceae. The record is from the annotation of a GenBank genome assembly.